[Candida] anglica is the source of this 2231-nucleotide messenger RNA. NCBI's taxonomy places the organism in Eukaryota, Fungi, Ascomycota, Pichiomycetes, Serinales, Debaryomycetaceae. The record is from the annotation of a GenBank genome assembly.
UAACAAUCUAAUCUUUUGUUUUAAGCCAAUUAUAGAUUCAAGAGAUAGGAUACUAAUCGAUCAUCUCGAGAGCGAUCAAUCAAUUUUUCCUAUUGCUGUCUACUUGCUGAUCUAUCUGGAUCUCUUCUUGUGUCCCCCUGUUCUUUUCCCCAAUUUGUAGUUAUUUGGGAAAGGGAUUUUUUUUUUGUUUUCACUUCAUUUUACUUUCCAUUUUCUUAUUGACUGACUCUUUUUCAUAUUCUGCAAAAAAAAAAAGCCUUCCCCUGAUUUCUAAAAAAAGCACACGCAAACAGACUCUCUCGAACAAGACAGAGAAAAAAACCAAAACAAGACGAGUGAGAUAAGUCAUGCUGAUAACAAAGAAAGAUAUAUUAGGUUGGUGUGAUGAUCUUCACACCUUGAAAGGAUGUGUAUCCCAAUUUCAAUCCUCAAUCAAUAGUAUCAUUGCCAGAGCUCCAUCAAAACACCAAUUUGAAUUGCUUGAAAAAGAUUUAGAAUCCAGAAACCCCAAUCAACCAUUGGCCGAGAAGGCAAAGAGUCUCUUGUAUACGCCACAGGCAAAAGUUGGAAUCCGAUUAAAGGAGUUGUAUAAUGACGACCGAUUACCCUUGUUGGCAUUAAUCAACAAGGUGAACUUCAAAUCACAGAAUGCAGACAAAUGGGUAUCAUAUCUUUUGGAUUAUUCACCUCCCAAGGACAUUGGUAAGGAAGAAUUCAAUCUAAUCAAAAAGGGAGUUGUUAGAAGAAUAGAACCGACUUACCCGGGCCUGGAAUACCCACCCACCUUACCACCCAUUGACCCGGUCAAUGGACAACAAAUCUUAAACAAAGUGUUGACCGAUAAAUCAUUCCGUCAACCAUCAGAUUAUUUGGAACUGGCUAAUGCUGAUGAUUUCAGUCAAAGACAUAACGCUAAAUAUGCACUUCGAGGACAGAAGAUCUUGGAAUGUUGUGUUAUGGAUCUAGUUGAUGAAAAAUUCCCAACGUUACACGAAGAUGAUUUAUAUUUAUUACUGUACAAAUUGGUGAGUCCCACCAUUCUUACAAAAUUUGCCUUGGGUUAUAAUCUUGUACUGGAAUUGAAUUAUUCAGUAACCAUGAAUGGACUUGAAAUUGAAUCUAAAUUGAAAAUCUUGAGUAAUUUAUUCUUGGCAUACAUUGCAGGACUUGUACCUUCUAAAAGGGACAAGCAUCCACAUAUCCCUCUGGAAUUCACUUAUAAUUACGAGGAAAUCAAGGCUUGGUUACGCAAGUUGUACAAGCCAAUCAUGGAAGAGUUCCAUUCUAAACAUAAUCCAAUGGAAAUAUUUUAUAAAAAUGAAUUAGAAUUUCUUUUUGGUAAGGAUGAAAUCAUAUAUUCGGGAAUUGAGAAUGAAUUUUCCAUAGUGAUUGAAGUUAAACUUGGAGAUGACGUUUUAGGAGUUGGUACUAGUAGUUCCAAAGAAGAAGCCAUAAAUAAAGCUGCAGAGCAAGCAUUUAGAAAUAAGGAGAAAAUCGAUAAGAUUUUGUUAGAGAGACAAGAAAUAGAAAGGGAAAGGGAAUUAGAAAGAAAACAAAAUUUAAAUAAUCAAGAAGAAGAAUAUGAACCAACUUUUGAACUGGAUUCACCCUCACAUAAAGUUGAUUCUGAAUCAACUACUCCAACCAUUACAAAUGCUACAACUAUACCACCACAACAGAAACUGUACCUACCACCGCCACCACCACCGGGUGCAAAUGCAUAUGCCCCACCAUUACCACCGGGGAGGACCCCAAAUGCGUCCACAAUGGGUCAAUCGACUCCACAACCUCAACCAUACACGAUUCAACCAGCAUUUGCCCCAUUGAAUGCGUUUGCUAAAAAGAAUCUUCAUGAACUUUUACAAAGUAAACGAUUGGUUCCCGUUUAUAAGUAUUCGAGAAAUAAUUCUGAACAUACUGUGACAGUGGUUGUUGAUGGGUUAGUAUUGGCACAAGCCACUGAUGUACAUAAAAAGGUUGCAGGACAAAGAGCAGCCAUGUUAGCAUUGGGGAAUAAUGAGAUUCUUCGGAUCUUAUUUGAAAAGAAAGAUCAAGAGACAAAAUUAGAAGCAGAGAAGGAAACGAGUUUAACACCAGAAAAUGAACCAUCAACUGCCACUCCAACAAUAAUUCCUUCUUCAAUUCCUCAAGCUCCACCAUCACUCCCAAAAUCACCAUCUUUUGCCGCACCAGGAUUACCCAACAUCCCAAAUGUCCCAAGGUUCCAAUAA